Molecule: messenger RNA, 2265 nt
Organism: Neocloeon triangulifer
Lineage: Eukaryota; Metazoa; Arthropoda; Insecta; Ephemeroptera; Baetidae
Gene: SdhA
Product: succinate dehydrogenase [ubiquinone] flavoprotein subunit, mitochondrial
Exons: 11
Coding region: 140-2125 (661 amino acids)
Biological process (GO): mitochondrial electron transport, succinate to ubiquinone; tricarboxylic acid cycle
Molecular function (GO): electron transfer activity; flavin adenine dinucleotide binding; succinate dehydrogenase (quinone) activity
Source: RefSeq, a predicted model, not a curated record
AUCACGAUUAUUUCUGGCACCGCUCGCCUGCAACUCGUCCGACCCCGAACUCUGCUGCCCGUCUGACUAGUCGUGGCGGAUUUUCUUCUUCGUCCAACCUUCGAAUUAGUCCCAGCCUGCCGAUAAGGACUGCCCGAAGAUGAGUGGUGUGCUGUCCGUCGCGCAGCGGGCCUCCGUGAUGAAAGCGCUAGGCAAGCCGUGGAUUGCAGCUGCGGCCAGCAGGAAUUUGCACUACACAGUCAACGGCAGUAACAGAUCUCAGGCGAAAGUUUCCGACUCGAUUUCCAGAGACUACCCUGUAGUCGAUCACACCUACGAUGCUGUGGUUGUUGGUGCUGGAGGUGCAGGCCUUAGGGCAGCCUUUGGUUUGGUAGCUGAGGGCUUCAAGACCGCCGUGGUGACAAAACUGUUUCCCACGCGCUCCCACACAGUUGCUGCUCAGGGUGGUAUCAACGCUGCCUUGGGCAACAUGGAGGAGGACAACUGGCAGUGGCACAUGUAUGACACGGUAAAGGGAUCUGAUUGGCUCGGAGACCAGGAUGCCAUUCACUACAUGACCCGAGAGGCACCCAAGGCUGUGAUUGAGCUUGAAAACUACGGCAUGCCAUUCAGCCGAACCAAUGAGGGAAAAAUUUAUCAGAGGGCUUUUGGAGGUCAGUCACUGAAAUUCGGCAAAGGUGGCCAAGCUCAUAGGUGCUGUUGUGUUGCCGAUCGAACGGGCCACUCCCUUCUGCACACCCUCUACGGACAGUCGCUCAGCUACGACUGCAAUUAUUUUGUUGAGUAUUUUGCAUUGGAUCUUCUCAUGGAGAAUGGGGAGUGUCGAGGUGUACUUGCCCUCAAUAUGGAGGACGGCUCCCUGCACAGAAUCAGGGCCAAGAACACAGUCUUAGCCACUGGUGGUUAUGGCCGUGCUUAUUUCUCAUGCACCUCUGCCCACACUUGCACUGGUGAUGGUACUGCAAUGGUCUCAAGAGCAGGCCUUGCUAACCAGGACUUGGAGUUUGUCCAGUUCCAUCCUACUGGAAUUUACGGUGCAGGAUGUUUGAUCACCGAGGGCUGCCGAGGAGAGGGUGGAUAUCUGAUCAACUCGGAAGGUGAAAGAUUCAUGGAGCGUUAUGCCCCAGUGGCAAAGGAUUUAGCUAGUCGUGAUGUUGUGUCCAGGUCAAUGACCAUCGAAAUUAGGGAGGGACGUGGCUGCGGACCUGAAAAGGACCAUGUUUACCUGCAACUGCACCACUUGCCCCCUGAGCAAUUGGCCACCCGCUUGCCUGGAAUUUCAGAAACUGCAAUGAUUUUUGCUGGAGUCGAUGUGACCCGAGAGCCAAUUCCUGUUCUGCCCACUGUCCAUUACAACAUGGGAGGCAUUCCCACAAACUACAAGGGACAGGUAAUUCAACACGCCAACGGCAAAGACAAGGUUGUCCCAGGAUUGUAUGCUGCUGGCGAAUCUGGCUGCUCGUCUGUGCACGGAGCCAACAGACUUGGCGCCAACUCGUUGCUAGAUCUGGUUGUGUUUGGCAGAGCUUGUGCUCUUACAAUUGCUGAUGAACACAAACCUGGAGAGAAAAUUGGAGAACUGAGUGCUAAUGCCGGAGAGGAAUCGGUGGCCAAUAUGGACAAGAUAAGGUUUGCUGAUGGUGACAUUCCGACAGCUCAGCUGAGACUUGAUAUGCAGAAGACAAUGCAGAACCACGCAGCCGUCUUCAGGACAGGCACUGUGCUUAAAGAAGGAUGUGUCAAAAUGGACAAGAUCUACGGAGACCUCAAACACAUUAAGGUUCAUGACCGAAGCAUGGUUUGGAACUCUGACUUGGUGGAAACAUUGGAGCUGCAGAACCUCAUGCUGAACGCCAUGCAAACUAUUUACAGCGCUGAAGCAAGGAAGGAGUCGCGAGGAGCCCAUGCUCGUGAAGAUUUCAAGGAUCGUAUUGAUGAAUUAGAUUAUUCAAAGCCAUUGGAAGGACAGAAGAAGAUACCAAUGGAGCAGCACUGGCGCAAGCACACACUCAGUGCAAUUGACCCUGAAACUGGAAAGGUCACCCUCACAUACAGACCAGUGAUUGAUCAGACCUUGGACCAGAAAGAGUGUGCGACUGUGCCACCUGCAAUCAGGUCUUACUAAGAUCUGGGAAUAGAAGUCCUGCAUUUUACUUAGCCAGCACAGAAAAUUAUUAUUUAUUCUAUUGCUGUAAAUAAAAUGAACCUCGAGUAAUUAAAUGAAAGAUUCUUGGUACAAUAAAAUGAGAACUGAUUCAGCUUAAA